GUUUCGCAGUUCGCUUCCAGAACCCGAACGAGUUGGUUGUUUUUGUUGUAGCGGUGCAGUCAGUGUUUUCAUUUAAAGCUUUUUUCUGUACGGGAACAGCUCCCCUCCGUUAGGCGGAUGAACUGUGUCGCAUAGUCUAUUCAUAUUGUCAGCAAAAUAGUACUAUGUUAGUACUAUAGUAUUAUGUUAAGUAAAAAAAAUUACACUUAAUUAGCAUCUGCUUACGAAGCAUCAGCAAACUCGUAAGUAGUGUACAAAGAAACAGCUUGUUCAGCUUUAAAGUUUUAUAAAUUGUAUAUGUUUUGUUUGUGUGGUUUGGUGAAAGUCGCGAAAAUAAAAAGGUUCAAUUGCAUUCGAAUAAAUACCGAAAAAUUGCGUGUCGAAGCGCGCCCCGUGCUCAUAAGGAGAAAGAAAGUUUUCACACAUGUGUGAGUAUACUGCCUACGUUAGUGCAAAAGUGAAGUAGUGGCGUUAUAUUUAUAAAAAGCCGUCGCGAAACACUGCGAAUGAUGAUGGAAGCUAUGGCAGUAUUGCCGCUGGCCUAGACGCGAUAGAAACAACGACACGAGAAAAUUAUUCAAUCGCUUCGUCAUCGCAAUUCAUUGAGCAAAUAAAAGGACGUGUAAAUCUACUUGCGGUACCAACGUAUAGAACCGUUUACCAGACUAGAGGAAACACUACGCAGAGUCGGAGAGUGAAAUCAAUCGUUAUCUGCAGCUAAGCGCUGCAUCGUCGAACAAAUAAAAACAACCUCACACUCUCAGAAACCGCCAGCGAUAAAAGAAGCUUGUCGAGUCGUGUAGUCGGUGCUGCCGUGGUGAAGCUGAAUGCAUCCAAAGCGGAACGAUCGGAGUGAACAAAGAAGCAAAAAAAAGAGUGAAUCUGUGCUAUGCUCUACAAGUACCGCACCACCAGGCGAUGACUGUGUUAUCAACAAUAGAAGGAAGUACAACGUCAGUUCUGAAUAAUUGAAAAAUUACUGCAAACAAGCUUUAUACACAGUGCAUGUUCUUUCUUCCUGCUUCACUUUCGUUUCAAAUCGCGUCGAAUACAGCUGCUAGUAGGUACGCUAGGGGGCUUACCACUACAUCGACGGUUCGGUUUAGUAGUCUGAUCGAUCUGCUCAACUGUUAUGAUCGACUGACUGACUCAUAACAUUAGUAGACGUUCGUGAUCUUCGGAGCAAACUGCUCGCUGGGUUGGCAGUGAUCUGUGAAUCGCACGUGUGCGUGUUUCGUUCCACACGAGAGCAAUCUUUAUGAAUGAAACAUCAGGCUGUAGUGAUUGUGGCGGAAAAAAUGUGGAUUACGGCACGAAGCGAUUGGGUGUGAUUGGAAUUGAUCGACAAGAAAAAUAAAUAAGAUAAGAAGAUUUGUGAGGGAAUGUGCAUCUAGAUAGUCACACGCAUUUAAUUGUUGCAGUGCUUGUGGGCGGUUGUGUUUUUUGGUGUUAGAGCAAUUGUAUCCAGUUAAAGUCGGUUGUGCGUUCUUCGAGAUAUCAACAUGAAACCUUCACGACUGAUAGAAUUUAGGACACUAGCAGUAAGUUUACUCCUGAGUGCGGUUCUAGUGGCUGGCCAGCUGGAUAAGGUGCUGGUGGAUGAGGAUCUCGAGGGUCCGAACGUUUGCAAGGAGGUGGAACAGUUUCAGCUGUACGUGACAGCACCCCGGGAAAUAACCUACCAAGAGCGAUAUCAGAAGUGGUGCUUCGGAGUUCCACCUCGGUGUUCGGCGUACAGAUUGAAAACCAAGGUAAUCAAUGAAACCACCAGUGUUGUGAAGGAUCGAAUUCUGAAGAAGUGCUGCGUUGGUUACGGGAAAAAUGAGGCCGGUGAUCGGUGUAUACCGGUUUGCAGUAAUGGUUGCAAGCAUGGCGAAUGUAUUGCCCCCGAGGAGUGCCGCUGUGACCAGGGAUAUGUUGGGAAGACAUGCAAUAUAAACUGUCCGCCAAUGCGAUGGGGUUCGGACUGCAGCCAGACUUGCGAGUGUAAAAACAACUCCACCUGUAAUGCACAGGACGGACGGUGCCACUGCCAGAAGGGCUACCGGGGUCAGUUCUGCGAGUUCCAGUGUCCAGCCGACCGGUUCGGCCAGGAUUGCAACGAAGUGUGCCAGUGCCGGAAUGGUGGCAAAUGCGACCCGAUAUCGGGCGAGUGCUAUUGCGCUCCGGGUUUCACCGGACCAUUGUGUGCUCAAAAAUGUCCGGAAGGUAAACAUGGAGAACAGUGUCGAUCGGACUGCCGCUGCCAGAAUGGAGGAAGCUGCGAUUCCCAAACGGGUGAGUGCAUUUGCCCUGCCGGCUAUACGGGAACGGUGUGUGCUAAUCGAUGCCAGGGUCAACGUUACGGAUUGAAUUGUGCUGAAAAGUGUGAGUGCUUCAAUGGGGCAGAUUGUAACCAUAUUACGGGCGAAUGUAUCUGCGCGCCUGGGUUUAUGGGUUCGAAGUGUUUGGACUCGUGUCCCAACAACGCGUACGGCAUAAACUGUACGGAAACUUGCCGUUGCUUGAACGGAGCCGAAUGCAACUCGGCCACCGGAGUGUGCACCUGCGCUGCUGGAUGGACCGGAGCAGACUGCGGACUGCGUAUCUGUCCGGAUGAUCGGUUCGGCGAGAAGUGCAGCGGCCAGUGCGAGUGCAAUGCUAAGAAUACUAAAAUGUGUCACCCUUGGACCGGCAAAUGUCUAUGCAAGCCCGGAUGGAGCAGCGCUUCGUGCGAUAGGCCGUGUCCUUUCCUACGUUACGGACAGGAUUGUCUAAUUCAUUGCAACUGUAAAAACAACUCACCAUGCAGUCACAUUGAUGGAUCCUGUAACUGCAUUGCCGGUUUCAUGGGAGAUAACUGCGAAGAACAUUGCCGAAACGGAACCUACGGACAGAACUGCAGUGAAAAAUGCGAAUGCAUGAACGGAGCUACCUGUGCGCCGGAAAGCGGUCAAUGUUUCUGUGCGCCCGGCUGGCAGGGUCUCCGUUGCGAUCGGCCGUGCGAUACCAAUUACUACGGAAAGGAUUGCACUGAACGAUGUACCUGCAUUAACGGUGGUGUCUGCAAUCCCGUCAAUGGCCAAUGCACAUGCCCAGCAGGGUGGACGGGAGAACUGUGCGAUAAGAAAUGCGACUCCGGACGAUUCGGACAGAACUGUUCGCAAAACUGUGAUUGCCACUUGGAGAACACGUUGGCCUGCAAUGUGACCACCGGGAAGUGUAUCUGCAAGGCAGACUGGGGCGGUGUCCGCUGCGAAAGCCGCUGCACGUUAGGUUACUACGGAGAGUCAUGCGAUGAGAUCUGCACCUGCCACAACAAUUCUUCAUGCGAUCCAAUAACCGGGGAGUGCAUCUGCUCCCGUGGCUGGACCGGACCUAGCUGUAACGAUACCUGUCCGGAAGGGUUCUUCGGUCACGGUUGCAUGGAACGUUGUCCCGGUUCGAAGGUGGGUAACUCGACGUGCGAUCACAUCACCGGUCAGUAUACCUGCAGGCCCGGGUACAUUGGAAGCACUUGCGAGCAUGCUUGUCCUUACGGAACGUACGGCAUCGAGUGCCGACUGAACUGCACCUGUCUGAACGGGGGUGAGUGUUCCCACGAGACUGGCCACUGUCGGUGUCCAUCCGGCUGGACCGGGUCCAACUGUGGCGAAGUGUGUCCGGAUGGAUUCUACGGUCCGAAUUGCAGUCAAAAGUGCAGCUGCAAAAACAACGCUCGCUGUCGCAAGAAUGAUGGACAGUGCAUUUGCGAUCCAGGCUGGAUGGGAAACCGCUGUGACGAGGUUUGCCCGGAAGGAUUCUACGGUGAUCACUGUAUGAUGUCGUGCAAUUGUGCGUCCACUAACUUUGCUUGCCAUCCGGCGAAGGGAUGCGUUUGCAGUUUGGGAUAUUAUGGCGAGAAAUGCGAUAAGUUACGACAUGAAGCCAAAGUUCAGGAGCCGGAUGACGCCUCCAAUGCGGGUCUCGCCUGGGGCUUGGUGCUGGCGGUGAUUUUCGUGGGAGUCAUCAUUGCGCUCGUUUUGUACUACCGGCGCCGAGUAGCAAACCUAAAGGCCGAAGUCAAUCACGUCGUCAACUACAUGAUCCAAGAACAGCCCGGACACUUCGAUAAUCCCGUCUAUUCUGCCUACCAGGGGCAGCCGGGUUCGGGUGCCGGUCAACCAACGCUGGAUCGUGGCACCAACAAUGGAAUGCUGGCUAACGGAUCAUUGAUUCGAAACAACCUUCGAAAUCCGAAAUCAAACCUAGAAAAAUAUCGUUAUCCGGAGAAUGAGUCUUUUGGAAGCGAUCGUUCAUAUUCCAUACAAUAUCUCUCGGAGAGCCAGAAGAACUUCGAUGCUGACAUGACCAAUCCAAACUACAACACAAUCGACGAUAAAGACCACGUGUAUGAUGAAAUCAAGCACAAAGACGGUUACAAAGAUCUCGACACUGAGUACGAUCAUCUCGAUUACUCGCGACCGGGCAGCUCGCACAAAACGCACUACUUCCGGAUGAACAAUCCACUGUCGAGUUCACCGAAGGAAAUCAACGUGUUGCGAGAGAAUGGCACCAUCAAUAAUCUAUCAUCCCCGGGACUGGGCAGCCGUCAGCCACUUGUUUCUUCGAUGCUGAAUGGGCCGGAAAGUUGCGCUGUCAAUGUCGAUGGUGGUUCGUCCUCCUCUAAUUCGUCCCCGACACCUCCACCGCUACGAGCUGCCGUCGCCGCCAAUGGAGGACCGGCCGGCGGCAGUAAUUUGUAUGUCAAGAUGAGCGCGGAAGGAUCGUCCUCCUCCUCGGCAGUCAGUGACCAGGAGUGUAACACUAGCCACAAUAGUAGUAACAGCAGCAGUAAAAUUCCCGACCAUCAGCUCAACAUAAAGUGAGCAAACCUGGGCCACACUCGCUUUCUGUCAGUCGUAUUUUUCAAUAAGCAAUCUUCAGCUCAAGACACUAAAUAAAUAUAAGUCGGUCGCGAUUGUUUUAGCUGAAUAUUUUGCGAGCUUUUUUUUUAUUAUUAGUUUUAUCGUUUUAUGAUUGUGAUAUUAAUUGAUUGAGUGUUGCUGUUGGACGUAGUUAAAAUGUAAGUCUAAUCGUGUUCUGCUGUAUGCUAGGCAGAGGUAAGAAUCUUCAUCAGACUGCUAGACAAGAGUAAAAUGAAACAAUAAUUAUGAUUUCCCUCGUCGAGUUUUUAGCAUAAUACAGGAUUGUAUUUUGUAUUACGAAUCGUGCCAAAAAAAGUCACAUUUAUGCUCUAUUUCAUGAUCAUUUUAUACGUAUCCACCAUAGAGAUGAAGCUUCAAAGAGCUUUAAACUUACGCCAACAAACAAUCGAUAUAUUUACAACACUCACACACGGACAUAUUGUGGAAUGAUAUUUUACAAAACGAAACAAAAAUCUAGUGAACAAAAAUUGUUAUCGAUGCGCGCGCGGGGGUAGAUUUCAAUCGGUUUUAAACGGUAUCCCGCCCCAUCUCUAAAGUUUAAAAUGUGUUUAUAUAUUUGUAGCGAAUGACAGAGUAGAUUCACAGAUACACACAGACACACGCAUAUUUAUACAUGCAUUUGGCAAAAAAGCAUGCAAAACAAUCCUUCUCAGAGCAAUUCAAUUUACAUGUUUAUGGCGUGACUGAUAUGUACGUAUUGUAACAGAAAUUUUUAUGAAUAUAAGCUUAGAUCGUA
Wyeomyia smithii (pitcher-plant mosquito) is the source of this 5643-nucleotide messenger RNA. It is a transcript of the gene drpr, whose product is annotated as protein draper. The transcript has 10 exons. Lineage: Eukaryota; Metazoa; Arthropoda; Insecta; Diptera; Culicidae. Bases 1503 to 4847 code for a protein of 1114 amino acids. The record is from RefSeq and is a predicted model, not a curated record. Gene Ontology annotation, molecular function: scavenger receptor activity; protein binding.